ACAAUUGACAAAAAAAAGAAACUUAAGACUUAUUUUAUUUAUAAGAAGAAAAAUAAAAUACCAUCUUGUUGUUUUGCUUACAACUUUACAUCAUCGAAUCUUCCCUUUUCAGUAGAACAAUACAAAUUCCCAUUCUUUUCAAAUCAACAGAUACAUACACACAUUGCAUUACAUAAUCACUGCAUUGCAUCAUCCCUUCUUUCUCUAUCUCUCUGUAAACUCUAAACUAUUUGCAACACUUUUCCUCAAAAGACUCAUUUUUCCUCUUCUUCAUUUUCAACACUCUGUUUCAAUCCCGUUCCUCAGAUCAAUGGCACAGUUUACCCCCUCAGGUAAAUCUGAUGAUAUUGCAUCAGAAGGAUGCAACGAAACAAGUGAUCUGGUUGUUUGUUUUGGUGAACUGUUAAUAGAUUUCGUGCCAACGGAAGGUGGAGUGUCUCUAGCUGAAGCGCCUGCUUUCAAGAAAGCUCCUGGUGGUGCUCCUGCGAACGUGGCAGUUGGCAUCUCUAAGUUGGGGGGUUCAUCUGCAUUUAUAGGCAAGGUCGGAGCAGAUGAAUUUGGGUAUAUGUUGGCUGAUAUUUUAAAGCAAAAUAAGGUCGAUAUAUCUGGUAUGCGGUAUGAUUCUAAUGCAAGAACUGCAUUGGCUUUUGUUACACUUAGAGCUGAUGGCGAGCGCGAGUUCUUGUUUUUCCGAAAUCCUAGUGCUGAUAUGCUUCUGGAUAAGUCAGAGCUUGAUCGAAACCUCAUUGUGAAGGCUAAAAUAUUCCAUUAUGGUUCCAUCAGUUUGAUUGACGAGCCAUGCAAAUCAGCUCAUCUCGAUGCUUUGAGAAUUGCUAAAGAGUCUGAUUGCAUCCUCUCAUAUGAUCCGAAUUUGAGAUUGGCACUAUGGCCAUCAGCUGAGGCUGCUCGGGAUGGUAUAAUGAGCAUAUGGGAACUAGCCGAUGUCAUAAAGAUCAGUGAAGAAGAGAUCACCUUUUUGACUGGUGGUGAUGAUCCUUAUGAUGAUGAUGUUGUAUUAAAUAAGCUUUUUCACCCUCAUAUCAAGCUUCUAAUUGUUACCGAAGGGUCAGAGGGUUGUAGAUAUUAUACCAAGGAUUUUAAGGGCAGAGUUGCAGGUGUCAAAGCUAAACCUGUUGACACAACUGGUGCUGGUGACGCCUUUGUUAGUGGGUUUCUGUACAACUUAGCUUCUGACCCAAGUAUACUCGAGAACGAGGAGCAUCUGCGAAAAGCGCUAUAUUUCGCCAAUGUAUGUGGUGCGAUCACGGUGACAGAGAGAGGGGCAAUUCCUGCACUACCUACAAAAGACGCCGUCCUGCAAUUUGAUGCAAAAUAGCAACACCAACAACAGUUCCUCUGUUAUAAAAUGUAGUGUUUGUUGUAUUUUAAGCUAUAGCUUAGGUGAUGCUGAGCUUCUUUUGUAUCAUUGUCAUUUAGGCUGUAUUUUUCUACUAUAGAAUAAGUUCAAAUUUGAGUUGCUAUCUCAAGCUAUGGCUUAUAUAGUUAUACAUAGCAGCUGAGCACACAGAUCAGUGUUUAGAAUCAGAUUUAGUGUUGUAGAAUGUUAGACUUAAGAUCUGUAAUAAAUCAUACCACAUGCCUCUAUUACUUUUGAUUGAACUCUUUGCCUAGUGUCUAUGCAAAUAUGACAGGGAUGUAAUCAUAGUAAACAUCUUCAGCAGCAGUAUUCUCAUAUGAGAUAGUGUCAUUUUCCAAA
Messenger RNA from Trifolium pratense (red clover), 1717 nucleotides. RefSeq names its product probable fructokinase-7. Bases 311 to 1336 code for a protein of 341 amino acids. Gene Ontology annotation, cellular component: cytosol. Gene Ontology annotation, molecular function: fructokinase activity. The transcript is spliced from 7 exons. Gene Ontology annotation, biological process: fructose metabolic process. NCBI's taxonomy places the organism in Eukaryota, Viridiplantae, Streptophyta, Magnoliopsida, Fabales, Fabaceae. The record is from RefSeq and is a predicted model, not a curated record.